GAGCUCGAUCUCUCUGUGUCUCAAACUCUCUUUGUCUCGCUGUAUGCAGAGAUCUCUCUUUUUUUUUCUUUCUUUUUUUCUCCCCCCAACAUGUCACAUUUGUCUCGAAUUAUCCCUAAGUCAGUGGCAGGGGUCCCAGGUGGGACCAUGCGUUUCUGGAGCCAUGCUGUCCCCACAUUGCUCCUUCUACCCCUGUGUCUGCUGGGGAGGAUUGUGGAGGGCCAGGCCCCAGAACAUGGCAAGGAGAGGGGCUACCUGCAGGAGGCCAUCAGGGCUCUACAACUUGAGUCUCAGACCCAGCUCCAGAGGAACCAGACAGGGAUCCUACUCUCCACUGUCCUCCAGGCUGUGCACUGUGCAGAACGGAUUGGGGGAUCACAGAAGCUCUGUGACAGGUGCCUCACUCCAGACCUUGUACUCUCUGUCCUGGAGGAUGAUAGGAAGGCUUACCUCACCGAGGAUGACUACCAUAGAGUCUCCACCGUUCUGCUCUACUACAUGAUCAACAUGGAAGACCUGUGUGCCACCAACCCCUCCCCUUCCUCCUUUCCCUCCUCCUUGUCACCUAGCUACCAGUACUACCUUCUGGCCCUGACUAACCUCCAACCUACAGAAGAAAGAGGCUUCCUCUCCAAUGAGAUAGAGAGCAUUCUGCAGCUCAUCAACCAGAACUAUCAACCACCUGCUCCAGAGACAUCUGGCUCCUCCCACUCACAGUGUGUCGAUGCCUCCCAUCUACUGGAUGAGUUGGGGAUCACAGAUAGCCAAGGUGCUGAUCCAUCCUCAGUGUCCAAACUGUCUGCAGCCAUCAUCACCCACACCCUGCAGGGCCACUGUUUCAGCAAGAGGAACCUGCCCUCCCCUGCCUUCUUUACAGAUUACAUCUUCCAGUCUCUCAACCGCACCAGCAACCUACAUGUCAGGGAUUUGGAGGAGCUGCUGCACCAGCUUGGUGUGGGAGGUGGUGGAGGGGCCUAUCACUCACAUUGCAGGGAGAAGCGGAGCAUCACAGGCCCCUCCCAUAUAGGGUGUGUCCAUGAGCCUUUGGGGAUCAACACAGACUGGACACAGGUAUGCUUCUCAGCCAAUCAGCUGGUGGAUAUUUUUGUUCUGGAUCCGCAUUUGACAAUUUCCCGGGAUCACUUCAGACACAUCUGCCCAGCUGUUAUCCAGCAGUUGCUAGGGAAUGCCUGUGAGUCCACAGAGCCAGCUACACGAGGAUCUCCACCCAGUGCCAUUGAGAAAUAUGGCUACAGUACGGCUGCUGUGUUACUCAUCACCGUGGGCUCCAUGUUGGGCAUCUGCCUGAUCAUCUUCAACUCCUGCCAGGAGACCUACGCCCUCAUCCUGCAGCUCUUUGUGGGCCUGGCCGUGGGAACCCUCUCAGGGGACGCCCUCCUGCACCUCAUACCACAGAUCCUUGGCCUCCAUGACGACAGUCACCAUUACGAUCAUCACUUUACUGAGGGAAAGGAAUACCUGUGGAAGAUUUUGGGAAUCAUUGCUGGAAUCUAUGGCUUUUUCCUCAUCGAAAGGAUCUUCUCCCUUGUGAUGCCAUCACAUGGCCAUGGUCACGGGGGCCUGGGCAAUUCCCAUGACCUCCCCCUGGAGCUCAACUGCAACGGCCAGUCACAGAGGGGCAUGUCUAUCUCAACCAUGCAGCUGGGAACUGUGGAGGACUUAGAAUGCACAGAAAUCCCAUCAGAGGAGGCUGAACCAAGAAGCCCUACGCAUCAGACGAGACAGGGUAUUCCUGUACUGGCUGUGAUGGUAAUCGUGGGAGACAGCCUCCAUAACUUUGCUGAUGGCCUGGUGGUGGGGGCGGCCUUCUCCUCGUCCACCGAGACAGGCAUGGCGACCACCGUGGCCAUCCUCUGCCAUGAAAUCCCUCAUGAAAUGGGUGACUUUGCAGUGUUGCUAAGCUCAGGUCUCUCUGUGAGGAAUGCAGUGAUGAUGAACCUCCUCAGUGCUCUGACGGCCUUCAUCGGCCUCUACAUCGGCCUCUUUGUCUCCUCGGAACCAGAGGUCCAGCAGUGGAUCUUCACCGUUACCGCGGGGAUCUUCCUCUAUCUGUCGCUGGUAGAGAUGCUUCCAGAGAUGAGUCGUGUGAAGACCAACAGGCCCUGUAUCAUGUUCCUCCUGCAGAACCUUGGCCUCCUAAUGGGCUGGGCCUGUCUUCUGCUCCUUGCACUGUUUGAGCACAAACUUAAGUUUUGAUGACAGGACACACACACCUACUCUGGUAUCUGCCAUGCAAAUGUGUAAUUGAUGGCAAUGUUGAUGGUACUUUGUGGUCUUAACAAAAAAAAAACAUAUUGUUUAUUGAUUACUGUAUUAUUUACUGAUACACCAUAUGAAGACAGCGAACAGCACAUUUAAAAUGUCGCAAAAAACAUUUCGUAAGUGACAGGAUAAUAGAGUGACGUGAAUAAUAGCAGUGAUGAUGUGAAUCAAAUGUCAUUUUAGAUCCAGUGGUUACGCAUAAUGUGUUAGAGCUGGAUGAAUCCAUUUUUGUAUGAAUCAGAUGACUAAAUGUGAUCUUUAGGACAUGAACACAUCUUCUGUGUGAUUUAUUUUUGUAUGAUGUACUGUGUAACAUAGGGCACAUAGCUAGCUUACAAUCUGUCUGUCACAUCUGUCUGGACAUGAUAGUGUCAGAUGUCUAGUCUACAGUGCCAGACGAGAUCUUUAUAUACAGAUACACUGCUUGUAUGUGUAUAUUUACAAUGAUAUACAGUGUCUUCAGAAAGUA
This is a messenger RNA of Salvelinus sp. IW2-2015, 2752 nucleotides long. Its product is annotated as zinc transporter ZIP12. Gene Ontology annotation, cellular component: plasma membrane. Gene Ontology annotation, molecular function: zinc ion transmembrane transporter activity; monoatomic cation:bicarbonate symporter activity. Lineage: Eukaryota; Metazoa; Chordata; Actinopteri; Salmoniformes; Salmonidae. Gene Ontology annotation, biological process: zinc ion import across plasma membrane; intracellular monoatomic cation homeostasis. The record is from RefSeq and is a predicted model, not a curated record.